ACGUCACUAACUUCCUGCAAUAGUUGUUUGGAUAAUGGCGGCUCGUCAGCUAACAUAGCUUCUAACCUGUCAUUAAAAACCGGUUAAAUACCCGACAAACAGCGGGAAUCGAGUACAAAAAACGCCUCCGUCUGUUUCUGAUGCCUGCGUUGGGCUGGAGGUUAAGAAGACAUGGUUCUUUGAGAAAAGCUCCUGUAAGGAGGGCGGAGUAGCGAUGUGGAGCCAAUCAGGAAGAGAGAAACCUCCAGCGACGGAGCCACGGGGAGUGGGGGAGUACGAGCUGUCAUCUGCAUGGAGGAAUCCGAACCAGGGCAAAGCAGCUCUGCGUCACAUCAAUAAUCAGUCGGAGGCGGCGGUCGGUUCAGGAGUUGUCAUCACCUCACUGAACACGGAGAAGACACACAAACACAAACGCGGAGGGAGGCGGAGCUCGGAUGGGGAUGAUGCAGCGGUUAAGCCCCGCCCACAGAGCCGACGCAGCCCGGAUAAGAGCUCUCGGAGCCCGCUGAGGACCAGCACGCAGGACAACACACACACCUCACACAGACCUACGUCCUCUCCCCCCGAGGCAUCCCUGAGCCACCUGGUGUACGACCGAGACUGUCGUCCUCUCCACUCGGCCGACGCGGACAGCACUCGCUCCUCCGCGCUGGACGCCACGACCGUACGCGUCCUCAAUGACCCUCCCGCCCUGCACAGGUCAGAGGUCACGGUGGGGGGGUCGGAGGUCAGCCCGGGCUCGGCACGGCUGGAAAAGCUGCGUCAGCGUCAGACGGAUGACAAACUGGAGAAGCUGAGGGAGAGGAUCAGGAGGCAGAGGGAGCAGCUGGAGGACUCAACAGACAGGGCGGGGGAGCGGGCGGUAGGGGCGGGGCAGGGAAACCCUCCCCACCAGCACAUCGCCAAAGUGCGCAAAGUGGCAGCCGCUCCACCCGCGCCGAACUAUAAAGGGUUUAACAGCAGCGAGGUGAAGCUGCACUCCUCAGACAGCAGAGUGUGGGGACAGGACGAGUUUCACUUAAACCCCGAGAUUUAUAAAGCUCUAACGGACCAUCUCCCAGAGCGAGCGAAACGCAAACCGGCGGAGAAAGAGAGGCAGGAGAGGAAGCUGAUCAAACCCGUGAGGAAGAUCCACCGAUCUGCGUCUGUUCCCGAACCCAAACCAGCGAUCGGCACGUCGUCAUGGCGAGAUGGCCAGAAACUGGUGAAGAUGAUGCUGGGGCCGUUGCCACGGGAACCUCGUGCUCAAUCGGAGGGGAGAGCGAGACGGACAGGUACCGCAUCCUGCUCCAGUUCUGUCCCUGGGCCGGACCCGAGGCACCGCUCCAGGCCGAGCAGCACUGAAAAACCUGCAGCAUCUCAGCCCUCCAGAGCAGCAGGGGGCGCUAGAGGUAAAGAACAUCCCCCAAAUCUAUCCUCCAAGCCACCAGGGGGCAACAGAGAGCGAGAAACUGCAGUUACGCCGUCCUCCAGGCCACCAGGGGGCGCCGCUCUUCCCUCCAGCCUGGACCUCCUCUCUGCAAACAUUCGCACCAUCUUAGAUGAUCUGCAUCUGGAAGAAGGUGCCGGGUCACGCGAUGCGGACCGAGUCGGCAGAAAGAGGGCGGGUCGAAGCCCGUCAAAGCCACGCCCUGACAGUGCGGAGAGGGCGUUGCCGCGGAAACGGCACUACGACUCGGACACGGUGCGGCGCUACAUCGCUAAGCAACAGGAAGAGAGGAAGAGGAAGCAGGCGGAGGAGAGGCGGAGUCAGAGGGAGGAGCAAGAGAGGCGGAGUCAGAGAUUGCAGGAGCUGUACAAGAAACAACGAGAGGGUGUUACCAAGCAGCAAGCCCCGCCCCCUAAUCAUAUAAACCCACGUCUGCAAGAGACUUACACCAAGAUACUCCUGGAACACACGCUGCAACAGGCGUGGCCGGGGUAUCAGCCGUCUGGAGAGUCAGAUAAAGAGAACAAGAGACUGGAACCAGUGAGUCCUUCCACCAGCGACCUGUCGCAACACACACCGUCUCCCCUGUACAGGGGUGAUCUGGCGACGCCCCCUGCUGGUCAGUUCUUCUCCCAUCUCCUCAGUCUUGAUCCAGAGCGUGUAAACUCCACCACACACACCACGAGCAGGCUGAACCGUGUGGAAGCCUUGAAGGCGUGCGCUGCCUCUCUGUCCAACCGAAUCGAAACCGAAGCACGAAAACUCAUCACCCACGGCGACAACAAUGACGACACAGACGGCCACGCCUGUCGAGCCAAGCCGCCAAGCCCGCCAGAGAGAGAGCGACCCGAUUCCAGCUCGAGGAUCCACGACGACGCAAGCGAACUUCCCGGUGUCGGAAACAUGUAUGGCUUCAUCGUCCGAGAGGGGUGGGGUGAGAUCGCCAAACCCCGCCUGCUCCCCGCAGACUCCGCCCUCCCGUUCGCCGUGCAGGAAGAGAAGCAUGACUCAAGCGGAGGCUCCAUCAGCGAGGGCUUGCUGAGUGACGGCAGUCUGUCCGAUCCUGGUGACCGCAUCAACUUGUUCCGGAAGGAGGCGGAGCUUCACGUGCCGUAUAGGCCUGCAACAUCACAGCCUCCAUGGGAGGAGCUAAGCAAGGGCAGCCCUCACAGCGUCAUCAACAUAUUCGCCAGAAACAUCAACAAAUACGGCCACGUGAUGGACACAGAAGUGGACAGAUCUCCUCCUGCGCUCCGUUCCUCUCCAUCCACUCACAGCUCGGCGAACGGCGUGGUCUACGAAGACGACUUUGUCUCCUCCCGCAGUCAAUCAGCAUCAAAGAGAACCACUAAUGGCAUCAGUAACGGCCGGAGCUCUUCCGCCUCCACCCCUCUGUCCUCACCUUCCUCCGCCCACUCAAUCGGGAAGAGAGGGUCAGAGAAGAGUCUGGAGCGCACCCUAGUGGACGGACAGAGAAGUGCAUCCUCAUUCGCCUCUGAGCCUCAGAGGAGUGACUGGAGGAAGAGUGACUCGCCUCGAGGCUCUCGGAGGAGUGCUGACGGUAACGGCACACCAGGGGGCGCCUCGGUGCGCUCCAGUCACAGCAUGGUGUCUGAGAUCCGGCAGUUUCCCACAAGCCCCGUUGACUCUCCCAGAAUCCCCGGCUCCUCUUCAGCCAGUCCUGCGUCUGCUAGAGACUCCACCCCCAGAGCUGGAACAGCUCCCGGCUCUGUCCCGAACACGGGGCCUACCCACAACCUAGUCUCCACCCCUGGACCCGCCCACAGCACCACAGAGCUGCAUUUCGCCCCGGUCGUGCUGCAGCACCGUCUAAGCGCCGAGCUGAACUUCCUGGAUGCAGUGGAGGAGUCGGUGAGACAGCUGAGCGACGUGGAAAGGGUCAGAGCCGUCUCACUCGCUCAGCAGGAGAGUGUCUCGCUCGCGCAAAUCAUCAAGGCUCAGCAACAGAGGCAGGAGCGAGAGCUGCAGCUGCUGAAGCUGAAAGCGGAACAGGAUGCGCUGGAGGCUCAGAGACAUGUGCAGGAGAGCCGAGAGCGAGCGGCACAGGCCCAUGCGGAGCUGUGCGAGAACGUGGUUCAGUCUCAUCAGAAGGCUCUCAUGGAGCUGCAAGAGAACAGCAGCAAGAUGAUCCACCAACACGCAGAGACUGCACAACACCUCCGAGAGAUGACCGAGAUGACUCGUUCUCAGAUGCUCAAUGUUCCCUCUGUCACACCUGUAAGGCAGCCACACCCACAAACGGACAGUAGUAGGAGUGAAGUCUCGACAGAGAAAACGCCAACAGCAGAUACUCCACAGAGCAGUCUGACAGAGUCCGAGUCCUUCAGGAUACACACUGUCAGUGUGAGACAGGGCGAUAGCGACUGCGUGGACAGGAGCAGCUCGGUGGAAGAGGAAGUGAACACCGCCGCUGAUGACUCUCUCCAAACAGACAGAGCAGACAGCGUCUCAAUCAUUUACUCCUCGAAGUUCGAUGAGUCCGUGACGGAGGACGAGUUGGAGAAGUCGUUCCGCUCCGUGCUUCCCUCCGAGUCUCACUGGAGGGGAUCCGUGGAGAGGAAACGGCAGUCGGACGAGGAACCCCACCCUGAAAAAUCUUCUAAUAAGCAGGACGGCAGCGUCCCGGUGUUCUCGGCGGAUCAGUACAGUUUCUCAGAGUUCACCAUGGCGAUGGUGAAGCAGUGCAUGCAGGAAGAGGAAGUUCGCUCUCGGCAUCAGAGCUCGCUCCUGCGCCUCCGACACCGGGCACUCAAGGAAAAAACCCGCGCCGAGCUCGAUUGGCUCGAGCUCCAAAAGAGGCGUCUGCGUGAUAAGGGAGAGGAUGAUAAAAUGCCUCCGAUUCGCAAGAAACAGCGAGGCCUGCUGCUCAAACUACAGCAGGAGCAGGCGGAGAUCAGGAGGCUGCAGGAGGUGAACCGGGCGGCGCGGAGGGAGAGGAAACUGUUGCUAAAGCAGCAAGAGGAGAUUGAGAGGAUCCAACACACAACACUGAAACUGAGGGAGAAACUCAGGAACGCUGAAGAUACAAACCAGAGGUCACCUGUGUCAGGUGUGAGUGAGGAUUUGGCCCCUCCCACCGAGCUGAACGUUGAGUUUCGUAGCCCCUCCCCUUUAUCUGUGUCUGGAAGUGAGACCAGCAGCAUCAUGAAGAAACUGAAGAAGAUGAGCUAUCACACAGAUGAGAGCGGCAGCUGUCCCGUGCAGUGUCUCUUCUCCAUGUUUAGUGCCCUGCACUGGGCAUCUCUGCGUGUGUGUCUCCCUAAACUCCACCCUCACUUCCUCCUUAUCUACAGUCAGUUAGUCAGAUUUCUAACUCAGCGUGAGCUGCGAUUGGUGCAUUGGCGUCAGCAGGUGGAGGCGGAGCUAAGGCGUACGGAUGGGGCGGAGCCUCAGCGGGAGGGGCGGGCGCACUCAGACCAGCACGUGCAGCAGAAACGCAGCCCUGAUGAUCUGCAGAGAGAGAGACAGGAGGAGAGGAAGACCGGGCGAGAAGUGCGCAGUGAGGGGGACUCGUCUCCGCCGCUGUCCGUCUCCAGCAUACACACAGUGCAGGAGUGUGAGAACACACACAGCCAUGAGUCUCCCGUGGUUCAGGCGAGUUCCAGCAGUAAAGUGACAUCACAUAGCAGCUCCAGGAAACGGGACCUCCCUUCAUCAGCUCCUACAUCCGAGGCGGCGUCGGAUCAGAGCGACAUUGAGGGGCGUGUCCUGGCUCUGAGGGCGGAGCUUCGUCGGCGUAAAGCUGAAGCGCAGCGUCUGAAGAAGGAGCAGAGACUGAGACACAAAGAGCGACUGAAAGCUCAGGAGGCCAGUCUGCUCAAACAGCUGGAGUCCUGCAACGAGUUCAUUCAGAAGACCAAAGCCGAGCUGAGUGAAGCAGACAGCGCCGCUUCAGCUAAACCGCAGAUCAAAACUCCAACGUCGGGCUCACACAAGUCCAGAACCAAAACCUCCACCCCGGACAGGUCUGAAACCGAGAAGAGUUUCACAGGAAGGAGUCAGGAAUCCGAAUCGGAUAAAUCGGACAGAACACACACCGAGUCUCCGGCGCUGAGUGAUGAAGAUCCUCCCACCGUGACCCCGACCCCGGUGUUGGGAAGCCCGAAUCACUUGAGUCCACCUGAACCCCAAAACGCUGGGGGAACCCAACCCGAAAGUUCUGCCGGGCCAAAAACAGACGCCUUGGCCGACGGGAGCGUAGCCUCCAGCCCGAGAUCCGAGAUCAUCGAGGAGCUGGAAUCUCCGGGGUCGCGUUUGUCUCGGUCGGAACACUCGUAUCCGGCGCUCGACCUGAAAAUCCAGGACUCGAACGAGGAUUUCUCCAAGAACGAAACGGAAAUCGCUCUAGCCGCGAAAGUUGGCCACGAAGAAAAAGAGAUUGCGAACAAUUCCGAAGAUAUCAGAUCCAACUCCUCCUCACUCGUAGCUAAGCCAGAACCAGAAGAACCCAAGCGUCCAGAGAUUCCUUCACCCGUAGACGUCUCGUACACUCCGGACGUUUCGCCGAGAAAGGAAAACGACGAAGACUCGGAGCACAAACCCACCGCGUCGCCAUCGCUCGACAGCUACAACGAUGAUUUUGAGUCGGCGGUUCAGGAGGAAAAUCGAUCUCGCUCGCCUUCUUCUGAAGAUCUGGAAGAGGGAUCCUACAAAUUCUCCUUCAGCAGCAGUGAGGAGGAGAUCGAGGAAGAGAUUAGCGUCAAAUCAGGGAAUACCAGUGGUACAGUCGAGCAGGAAAGACCUUUGGAACUCGACUUCCUGGGGAAGCGUACAGAAGAACGCGUCGAUAGCAAUGUUCCCAGCCCUCCGAAGUCUCCGGAGGACGAGAUGCCCGGUUACGUCGUCGGGGACCGGGUUCUGGUGAGCAACGUUCAGCCAGGCACUCUGAGAUUCAAGGGACGGACGAGCUUUGCUAGUGGAUUAUGGACCGGAGUGGAGCUGGACGCGUCGGAAGGAAGCAACGACGGCAGUUACGACGGCGUCGUUUACUUCCAGUGCAAAGAGAAACACGGGAUAUUCGCUCCUCCUGAGAAGAUCUCUCGUCUACCCGAGGCGUCUGAAGGCCGUACCAGAACCUCAGAGAAGGAAGACUCGUCGUUCGAAGAUCGCUCGAACGAAACGGAGAAGACGAACAAGUCCGAAAGCACGCUUCAGAAUAAAAAAGCAGAUCCGGAUCCACCUUCUGAGACGAGAGAACCGUCCGAGAAACAUUCCGGUCUCGAUUCGAAGCUUUCUGGCGUUACAAAAGACCUGAAGAUUGACCCUGCUGCUAUUGAUGGCGAGAUCUUCGAGAACCUUAAUGGAGGAACCUGUCCUGUGUCACUUGAGAGAUUCGGAGAUGUCGUCCUGGAUGUCUCAAAAGUCGAGGAUGUUCGGGAAGAUCAAACGCCAGACAUUCUGGAUCUGUUGAUCCGUAGCGAGAUGUCCACGUCGACCGAGGACCUUCCUAAAUCCUUAGAUGUCCCUCCAGAGAGGACGAGCGAGGAGCGCAUGGACGGAUCGGCCGUGACGGAGAGCAAAUCCCUCACGACCCUGGCCGAUACACUCGUGGAGCGCUUCAUGAGCGAUGCCCUGAAACAGUUUCAGCAGAUCAAGAAAGCGAAGGAGGAGAAAAUCUCAGCCGCCAACCAGCACGUGUUCCUCGCUGAGGACGAAGAACCCAGUGGGAGCGAUGUGUCCCAGCUCAGAACUUCAUCCAGCAGCAAGAUCGACAAGGAAAGCUUCCACAACUUCUUCGACAAGGACCAAGAAGAAGUGUCUUCUCCGGAGCUUUGCAACCGAUCGGAGAGCCCGGUGUUGGGUCAGGAGGAGCUGGUCCAGCGUUUAGCCGAGCUGGAGCUGAACCGCGAGUUCCUGCACGUGCUGGGCGACGAGCAGGACUGGUUCGACGAGGACUUCGGCCUCAGCUCGCGCAGACACGCUCAGCACAAGAACAAACCCCGGCAGGACGAGCUCACGUCCAUGUCCGCAGCUAAACUCCCGCACGUCAGGCAGCAGCAGGAGGAGGCGGCGGCCAUGUUGGUCCCUCACAAAGCUGCCGAGGUGGAGAAGCUGGUGAGCGCCGCCCUGCUGGAGAUCUGGAGGAGCUGCGGGAUGGAGCGCGGUAAUCAGAGUCUGACCGCCGUGCCCAAACCUCAGGCUUCAGAGACAUUGCUGGGGGACGAGAACGGCGAGCAGUGUGUACGCAGCUACAAACAGGCGGUGUUUGACCUGGCGUGGGAGCUCAUGCAGGAAAUCUACGCCGAAGAUCCCAACGCUGAUCGCCCGCCGUGGAUAAAACCGUUCCGUGUUAAUUCACCCUACAUCCACAGAAUCGACGACCCCAGUGACCUCACUCAAGUCCAGGCGUUGGUCAGCGGUGAGGUUCUGAAGCUGUUCGCUCUGAAUAAAGAGCAGAACCACAGAACCGACUGGCAGAAGAUGCUCAAGUUCGGCCGAAAGAAGAGAGACAGAGUCGACCACAUCCUGGUGCAGGAGCUCCAUGAGGAAGAGGCUCUGUGGGUGAACUACGAUGAAGACGAGCUGUUCGUGAAGAUGCAGCUGGCUGACGGGAUCCUGGACACGCUGCUGAAGGACACGGUGGACCUUCUCACCAACAUCCACGAGAGGAGGAGGUCCACACGGGCCCUGUCCUGAUCCUCCUGCUCGUAUCUCCUACUCUCACACCCUGCUCUGUCGUUAUUUAGGAUGGAACCAAUAAUACCGGCUUCUCCCAGAGAUCUAGAUGGGUCGUGUCCCGAUUCUGCUGCUCAGAUCUCCUCCCUCCUUUAGGAACCUCCCUGCGAUCUGCGUUUGGGACAGAGCCGGAACUGUACCAUAUUCGCCUUUGUGCUGGAUUUUUAAUUUAUUUGUAAAGAGGUUUUUAAAACUGUGUGAAACGUGUAAAGAGACGAUGAAUUGAGCGCGCGCAAACGCGUCCGAGCACAUGCGGAACCGAGAGGAGCCAAGGCGAUGAGAGGAUUUAGAGAUGAAUGCAAAACAGUAGAUUGAUCUGUAAACUUCGUAUUUAAAUAAAUAAAUAAAUAAAUAAGUAAAUAAAGUGAUUUUAGAAGAGUGUAACGAUCCGAGACUAAAGAUAACGAGUGCACGACGAGAGAUUAGAGCUUUAUUUGCCCGUCACUUUCCCGUCUGCCUUUACCGACCUCCAUGUUAAGUGCCUCACGGUUUAGGCUCCCUCCGUAGGGAAGAACCGUUCUACAGCCUUCCUCUCGUGCGCGUCGCGUCGAGCCGAGCCGCCUUUUUAAUCUCCGAACUCUUAAAACCUCCUUCCGUUUCUGCCUUACAGCCGGAUUAUAAAGCAGAGGAGGAGUGUACACUUAGUAGUGUGCACUCGGUAGCGCAUCCGCCCGAAUGGGACCCCGCACACCCGGCCUUCUCCGAGAUCGAAAUGGGCCACGUCCUGAUUCUACUACUCUUUGAGAGGCUGUGUCCUAAAUCUACACCUUAGAUUAUUUUUCCCUUUCAGUAGGGACCCGAACGGGCAGUGUCCCGAUUCUGCUGCUCACCCUGUUUUUAUGAACUCUUCAAACCUCGGUACAGAACCUCCCUACAUCCUGCGUUCAGGACAGAACCGAAACCCCUACCCGAUUUAAAAACCGGCCCUGUCCUGAUUCUGCUACUCUUGACUCCUCUUACGCACUCAGUAGGGCUCUUCCUCCAGCUCCAGAUGUUUUCUGACAGGCUGUGUCCUAAAUCUGUUCUAGCUUUGAUUUCCCUCAGUGUAGGGGUCCUUGAAACCCAGAUCCACGCUUACAAGAGAGCCUUUCUACAUUUAGGACAGAACCGGGACUUUAUUCUAGAAGAUUUAAACAUUUCCUGAUUCUAGUACUCUGAUCUCCUGCACACUCCCUAGGGAUCUUCCUUACAGCCUGCGUUUAGGACAGAACCGAAGCUCUACUUUAUUUUAAUUGUCCUCAGUGUAAGACGGGUCUGUGUCCUAGAUCAUCUGCACGGUUUUUCCCUGUCGUGGGCGUGUUCUAAUCGUUUAAUGUUUUUCAAAUUUAUUUUAGCUAUGCAGUAAGAAGAAUGCAACACACACACACACACACACACACACACACACACACACACACGUACGUUUUUCAACAUACACUCUACCUCUUUUAGAGAAAAGGCGACGUGACAGCUGAUUACACACUUUCGUAUCGCCAUAACGACCUUUUUAUCACGGUUUUACAAUAACAAGAAUCAUGAUCUGUAACAGUCAUCAUUCCUCGCGCCGCCAAGUUUCUCUCACUACCACCGGAAUUAUGGGAUUGUCUUCUCCUGCUUCUCCAGAUCCGUCCAAAAUAAGGGCUUUUACAAAAUGGCGGUCUCCAUGUUGCCUUCUGAAAAGGCUCUCGGUAAGGAACCCGCUUGCAGCCUGCGUUUAGGACGGAGCCCAAACCCGGUUUUUCCGUGUGAUCCGAACGCGAGCGGCGAAACCCCGCCUCCCCGAGCAGCCUGCUCCCUGUACCAAAGCUUCCACCAUGACGGAGUCUUACACGUUGAAAUAUCGCUAUAUGCUAUCUCUCGAGAACGGCUUCCUCUUGUAAACCGCUCGGCCUCACGGCAGCAUCUCGUUCCCGUGAGGACGAGUGCAGGGUGCGGGUCAGACGCUCGGCCGGGGACGAGGACGGAGGUUGCAGCUCGGUUUGUGCACACGUACGUAGUGAACCUAAACAGCUGUUUCAAGUUUGUAAAUAAAGCUCUGAAAUGUUUGA
Molecule: messenger RNA, 10152 nt
Organism: Ictalurus punctatus (channel catfish)
Lineage: Eukaryota; Metazoa; Chordata; Actinopteri; Siluriformes; Ictaluridae
Gene: cep350
Product: centrosomal protein 350
Exons: 40
Coding region: 215-8086 (2623 amino acids)
Biological process (GO): microtubule anchoring
Cellular component (GO): centrosome
Molecular function (GO): microtubule binding
Source: RefSeq, a predicted model, not a curated record